UCCGUCCACAAAACAAAACCGGACGACUUCUCCACGUCCAAAAUACACACAUAUCCUUUAAAAUUAAAAAAAAAACAUACCUUUCACACUUAUCUCUUUAUGUAAUAAUCUUUAUUGACUAAGGAUUAUUAAAUAACAUAUUUAAUUUAAUAAAAGAAUUGGUUAUUAUCCCGUGUCGUCUUUGACCUCUUUCCCGCGCUCGUGUUUUUAUUCGCGGUGUUACUGUGAUGUGAAUUAGCUUGUUGAUGACCACUGAAGAACCGAUGGCUGCCGCUGCUGUGGCCAUCGCCGAGCCCCCGCCGCCGCCGGACCCGGCCCCGGCACCGGAGCCCGAACAACCACCGUCCGACGACGAGCCCGAACCGUCCAACUGGAGACCCUCCCGACCGCCGUCCCCCCCGCAGCGCCCUGAUGACGUCUCCGAAGGUUCCGAAGUCACCACGCGUCCUGGAAGACCAGAACCGGCUAGUCGAUACGCUAAUCUCAACUAUUGGAAGGCCAGACGAGUCACAUUUUAUCGCAAUGGCGAUCCUUUCCAUCCAGGAGUUGAAUUCAGGUUCAAACCUGGAAGAGACCUCGUAUCUAUGGAUGCGCUACUGGACCGGUUAUCAGAAAGGCUGGAGCUGCCGAGAGGAGCAAGGUUCAUAUUCGGGAUGGACGGCGACAGGAAAUACAGGCUGGAGGAGCUGGAAGACGGCGCAUCGUACGUUGUGUCCUCAUAUAAAACUUUUAAGGCGGCAAGUUACGGCAAAAAGAACGGCAUGUGGUACGGAGGUACAGCAGCCACCACGGGGGGCUGGUCGCGUGCCGGCACCCGUAAGCAGUCAGUGGCAGAGUCCGACGCGCCUCCGCCGGGCGGCGGCAAGCCUGCCAGCGGCCGCGUCAUCAGGAUCAUCAACAAUAUGGACCACUCCAUACAGUGCCGCGUGUUGCUGAACCUCCGUACAACUCAGCCGUUUGAAGAGGUGCUGGAAGACUUGGGCCAGGUUCUCAAGAUGAGCGGUGCUAAGAGGAUGUACACAAUAACUGGACAAGAGGUGCGAAGUUUUUCACAACUGCGCAAUGAGUUCGCGGACGUGGAGACAUUUUACUUGGGCUCGCUGAUAGUAGCUCCUGCGCUUAGCCCUGGAGUCAGCGCGCCAUUGCCGGUCGAAUCGCCUAUUAGAAGAUCAAGGUCAAGAGGCAAUGUGGCCGCUGCGCCGCCAUCGGAAGACAUGCGCGGGAGACGAGCUCGAAGCAAAAGUAGACCAAGAGUACUUUACGCGCCUGAAGGAGAGAUCGUCCGAAAUUCAGACUAUACCCUGCUAGAAGUCCUGAAGGAGGAGCCGAUUCGGGUCACCAUUCGAGGCCUCCGACGCACUUUCUACCCGCCAAUACACCACGCGCCCAUCGACAACGCUCCGCCAGAAAAGAAGAUGCAGCUGGACUGGGUCUAUGGGUACCGUGGGAUUGACUCCCGGCGAAACCUAUGGGUGCUGCCGACUGGAGAACUGCUGUACUACGUAUCAGCUGUGGCCAUCAUGUAUGACAGAGAUGAGGAAUCGCAGAGACACUACAUAGGGCAUACUGAGGAUAUCCAAUGCAUGGAACUACACCCCUCCCGCGAACUUGUGGCGAGCGGUCAAAAAGCCGGCCGUGGGCGUCGAGCGCAGGCGCACGUGAGGAUCUGGAGUACGGACACGUUGCAGACGCUGCACGUCUUCGGCAUGGCCGAGUUCGAAACUGGGGUCUCUGCAGUCGCUUUCUCGCAGUUGAAUGGUGGCAGUUACGUGCUAGCCGUGGAUGCUGGUCGUGAGAGCAUACUCUCCGUAUGGCAGUGGCAGUGGGGACAUUUGCUUGGCAAAGUGGCGACUCUACAAGAAGAGCUGACUGGCGCGGCUUUCCACCCGUUAGACGACAACUUGCUGAUCACACAUGGAAAGGGGCACUUAACUUUCUGGAAUCGCAGAAAAGACGGAUUUUUCGAACGUACAGAUAUUAUCAAGCCGCCUUCCCGUACUCACGUAACAGCGCUGCAGUUUGAACAAGAUGGCGACGUGGUAACAGCUGACAGUGACGGCUUCAUCACCAUUUACAGCGUGGACAGUGAUGGAGCGUACUUCGUGCGAAUGGAGUUCGAGGCUCACAUAAAAGGGAUAAGUUCAUUGGUGAUGCUAUCUGAAGGUACUCUCAUAUCUGGAGGCGAGAAAGAUCGAAAGAUUGCCGCGUGGGACUCCCUGCAGAACUACAAGAAGAUUACUGAUACCAAGUUGCCUGAGUCUGCAGGCGGCGUCCGAAGUAUAUACCCUCAGAGGCCAGGCAGAAACGAUGGAAACUUGUAUGUAGGCACUACGAGAAACAAUAUCAUGGAAGGAUCAUUGCAAAGGCGAUUUAAUCAGGUGGUGUUUGGCCAUCACAAGCAACUGAUGGGUCUGGCUGUGCAUCCUGACGAUGAAAUGUUCGCGACAGCCGGUCAUGAUAAGAAUAUCGCUUUAUGGAAGGGACACAAGCUAGUGUUUGCUACUCAGGUUGGGUACGAAUGCGUGUCGCUGGCGUGGCACUCGGGCGGGGGGGCGCUGGCGGCGGGCAGCACGGAGGGCCACCUGGUGAUUCUCAACGCGGACGCGGGCGCGCACGUCGCGACGCUCAGGGUCUGCGGGUCGCCGCUCAACUGCUUGGCGUACAAUUCUGCCGGAGACACCCUCGCCAUCGGGUCCCAGAACGGCAGCAUCUACCUGUUCCGCGUGUCCCGCGACGGGUUCUCCUACAAGAAGUCAAACAAGAUCCGCGGCGCGCAGCCUCUCAUGCAGCUCGACUGGAGUCUCGACGGGAACUACCUGCAGACCGUCACUGCUGACUAUGACCUGGCAUUCUGGGACAUCAAAUCCUUAUCACCCGAAAAGAGUCCGAUAGCAAUGAAAGAUGUGAAAUGGUCUACCUACAACUCUACUGUCGGUUUCCUAGUUUCAGGAAUGUGGAACAAUCGAUUCUACCCAAUGACAACGCUCAUUUCCACCGCCAGUCGGUCAGCGGCUCACGAUCUCUUGGUGAGCGGAGACACAGAUGGACAUUUGCGCUUGUUCAGAUACCCAUGCGCCAGCCCGAAAGCCGAGUACAACGAGACGAAGGUAUAUACCGGUGCCAUAUCGAGUGCACGAUUCCUGUUCAACGACCGCUGCAUGGUGAGCGCGGGCGGCACGGACGCGGCUCUGAUGCUGUGGGAGCUCGUGGACGAUUAGCGGCGCGCCGUGCCGGCGCUGCGGCCGCCGGCCGUUCUCGUCGCCCCCCCGACCCCCUCACCGCCGCCCCCCGCGCGGUCAACCUUCCGAGUACUCGACUUUGAGGAACUCGAUUGAAAUACCUGUGACGAACUCACCUGGUAUUCACUUCGAUAUUCGGUCACGAUGUCACAUUUCUGAUGAUCACAGCACUAUAUAGUACCAAUGUUUGUAUUACGAUUAUGGAAUGAUAAAAAUCUUGAUAAAAAAAAUAUUAAAAUUAGAAUGUUAAAAAUUUUAAUUAGGUAUCUACGUAUCUAAAUUACUCACUGCCAUCGUUAAUUGCAUAAAGUAAUAAUCGUAGGUAAAUUUAAAUCACGUUAAAAUUAUUUAAUCGAUUAAAAAUUGGAUUAUAAUUGGUAAAAAGCUUUGAGGAAUGUGGAUAGGAAUAACUUGUGAUUGGUAUUUUUGGUGCUGAGUAUGAGGUUGAGUAAGAUAUGAGAUUAUAAAAAUCUAUUACACGGUUUAGAACGGAGUUUGAACUUAUUUCUAGCGGUUAUAACGUUAUUUAUAGUGGUUGAUUCAGUUUAAAGACGUUUUGUAAUAAUUUUAUUGAAAUAUAUUUUAUUUAUAAAUAUAUUACUAGCUUCGCUUGAUGCGUUCUUGGAAAACACUGAAUACAUAUAUGUAUAGUAUAUAUACAUGGUCAAUAAUAUUAUGGUAUUAAUAUCUAAGUAUUUAAUACUUAAAUACGCGGAAACUGUAUUUCACGAGGAUAAAUAAACCCUCUUACACUUUUCGUGAAAUGAUUAAAUAAAUAUGUAUUUAUAUAUGUAUAACAAAGCAUACUUUUUCACCCCUGUUAUGUUGAUCAAUAUCACAUGUAUUUACUUAGAUUACACUAUAUAUUAUAUAUAAAUUGUAAGGUAUAUCCUUCGGGAUAUACCGAGUAGAUUUAAGUAUUUGGAAUAUUUAUAAAAAAUUGUUCAAGGACUUCCGUUAUGUGGCGGGCCACAGAUUUACAUUUAUUUACUUUAAUAUAAGGUCUUUUAUAUAGCUAAUAAUGUCGUAACUAGAAUACACACGAAUUAUUCAUGCGAAAAUUGAACAUUUUAGAGGUCGAUCACACGACGAUAAUACGCAAACGGAUUCACUGUUGUUCCAUUAAAAUUGGCAAAAAUAUAUAAAAUCCGAAGCACACAGUACCUAUAACGUUGAAUUCGUAAAGCAUCUCUAAAGUUACGUAAAUUUGUUUACAAUUAAUUGUAAUAAAAACGACACAUUUUACAUUUUGACACAUUUCUACGUAGUCGUAGUUUUCAAUGAAAGUAGUUUGGUAAGUUAUGCUUAGUAUAAUAUUUUUAAAUGAUUUCAUUAAAUGAGCGCACUACCAUCACGAUCUUAUACGAAACUAGCUUUUGCCCGCGGCUCCGCCCGCGUUUAUAUCCCUGCGAAAGCGGUACCGACAUGAUUUUCAUACAAAAUUUCAACCCACAUUAUAGUAAUAUGGGGGUUGAUUUUUCGAAAAAAAAAGCCUAUGUUUGAACGGCGUCUUUAUAACUAUAUGAAUACCUAAUUCCAUCAAAAUCGGUUGUUUACCCUUAAAAACAAACAGACACACAGACUUUCGCAUUUAUAAUAUUAGUAUGGAUAAAAGUAUUAAAUACGAUGUCCACAAAAUAAUAUCCUUAUUGCAUUAAAAAAUAACUGCCGCGGCUAAAAAAAGUAAACAGUGUACCUAUUAUACGAGUAGCUACUUAAUGUGAGGGAAUAUUACAGAGGUUUAACAUACUAUUCAAAAUGAUAAUCAGUUAUGAUGGGAAUUUUCUUCUUUAAGGACCAUAAUUUCCCUUGAGCCCUCUCAUUAUAUUUUUCUAUACCGAAUUGAUCAAUAUUUUGAUCAGAUGAAAACCUAGCAUACUCCUAUAGUGUGAUUAUAGGUAACACUUUCAACUAUUUUAUUCAAAUUAUGUAAGUACUUUCAUUUCGUCUCACAUUUGUAACAAAUAAAUAAUAAUAAAGUAUAAAAUACAUUGA
Messenger RNA from Plodia interpunctella (Indianmeal moth), 5234 nucleotides. RefSeq names its product Doublecortin-domain-containing echinoderm-microtubule-associated protein (gene DCX-EMAP). Gene Ontology annotation, molecular function: microtubule binding. Gene Ontology annotation, biological process: intracellular signal transduction; microtubule cytoskeleton organization. The record is from RefSeq and is a predicted model, not a curated record. NCBI's taxonomy places the organism in Eukaryota, Metazoa, Arthropoda, Insecta, Lepidoptera, Pyralidae. Gene Ontology annotation, cellular component: mitotic spindle. Bases 246 to 3218 code for a protein of 990 amino acids. The transcript has 20 exons.